Molecule: messenger RNA, 5299 nt
Organism: Neofelis nebulosa (Clouded leopard)
Lineage: Eukaryota; Metazoa; Chordata; Mammalia; Carnivora; Felidae
Gene: P2RX5
Product: purinergic receptor P2X 5
Exons: 14
Coding region: 699-2837 (712 amino acids)
Biological process (GO): response to ATP; monoatomic cation transmembrane transport
Cellular component (GO): nuclear inner membrane; plasma membrane
Molecular function (GO): extracellularly ATP-gated monoatomic cation channel activity; ATP binding; purinergic nucleotide receptor activity
Source: RefSeq, a predicted model, not a curated record
AUGCCAGCAGUGGAGGGGCAGAGAGAGAAAGAGAGAGAGAGAGAGAGAGAGAAAAUCCCAAGCAGGCUCUGCACUGUCAGCACAGAGUCCGAUGUAGGACUUGAAUUCCCAACUGUGAGAUCAGGACAUGAGCCAAGAGUCAGAUGCUUAACCGACUGAGCCACCCAGGCUCCCCUAUAUUAUAUUUUUUAUUGCUACUGUGAAAAAUGUCUUUUUCCCCUGGCUGAUUAUAGAGCUUGUAUUUAGAAAAUUUGUUCUUUUGAAUAUCUUAUCUGGCCAUCUUACUGAACUCUGUUUUUUAAAUAGCUUUUUAGUUGAUUCUCUUGGAUUUUCAAAGCAGAAAAUCCUGUCUGGAAAUAAUGGUGAUUUGGGGGACGCCUGGGUGACUCAGUAGGUUAAGUGUCCAACUUUGGCUCCGGUCAUGAUCUCACAGUUUACGAGUUUGAGCCCCACAUCAGGCUCCGUGCUGACAUCUCGGAGCCUAGAGCCUGCUUCAGAUACUCUGUCCCCCUCUCUCUGUGCCCCUCCUCCACUCAUGCGUGUGUGCUCUCUCUCUCUCUCUCUCUCUCUCUCAAAAAUAAAUAAAUGUUAAAAAGAAGAAAUAAUGGUGAUGUGGAGUCUUUCUUGUAUUUGUACUCUUUUUCACCCUUAUUUCUUUGACUAGAACUUGUAGAGCUCUGGGAAGUUAACUUUGCCUGAUGUUAAGGGGAUUGCUGUGUGUACCCUCCACUGUCUGCCUCACAGCCUGCCCAUGGUCUCACUCCCUGCCACUCUGCCUUUGGCAAUUUCUGGGGCUUGAUUGGAGAACCCAUCCACUUCUCAUGGAGCCUCUUAUGUUACCUGUGUUAAAUCACUGGCUCUUUAGCGUGAUCAGCUUUUCUGCUGAUCUGAUUCCAUCUGCAUCACUUCUUCCAAGAAUUCCUUCAUAUUUUUGGUUCCUUUAUUGUAUCAUUCUCAAUUUCCAGUGCUACCGUGGACUUCUUCCCUCUUUACACUUCUUGAGUUACUUCAGAGGAUUUGUCUUUGAAGGCAAAGAAAGAGCGCCGGAUUUCCGAUUUCCUGCGCCGCACGUGCGGUCCUGCGCCUCAAGAGUGCCCUCGCCGGCCGGUGGCCCGGCAGAUGGUCGGGGUGUCGCCAUCAGCAGAGGAGGAAGAGGGCGAGGUGGCAGCAAGGUCGCGGCCCGGCGCCGCCCCCGUCCCCAUUCCCACCCCCACCCCACCCCCCACCCCCCGGGCCCCGGCCGCGGCUUCCGCAGCCUCGCCCGCAGCGGCCGGUGCCCCCGCGCGCUCUUCGCCCUGCACGCCCGGCCGGCGACCCCGCUGCUUGGAGUCGCGCCCUCGGGAGCCGCAGUGCCGAGCCUCCUAGGACUCGCGGGGAGCAGCGGCGAGAGGCGACUCCCAUGCGGCACCCGAGCGGAGGCCCGGGCCGCAGGCGCAGGUGAGGCAGCGCCAUGGGGCAGGCGGGCUGCAAGGGGCUCUCCCAGUCGCUGUUGGACUACAAGACCGAGAAAUAUGUCAUCGCCAAGAACAAGAAUGUGGGUGUUCCUGGUGAAGAAGGGUUACCAAGACACCGACACCUCCCUGCAGAGCAGUAUCAUAACGAAAGUCAAGGGCGUGACCUUCACCAACACCUCUGAGCUCGGAGAGCGACUUUGGGAUGUUGUGGACUACGUCAUCCCACCCCAGGGAGAGAACGUCUUCUUUGUCAUCACCAACUUGAUCGUGACCCCCAACCAGCAGCAGAAAACCUGUGCUGAGAGUGAAAGCAUUCCGGAUGCCUUGUGUUACAGAGACAGUGACUGCCCUCCUGGGGAGCCCGUUGUGGCUGGAAAUGGAGUGCGGACUGGCCGCUGCCUUCGGGUGGGGAACAUGCAAAGGGGCACCUGCGAGAUCUUCGCCUGGUGCCCAGUGGAGACAAAGUCCAGGCCAGAGAAGCCACUCCUGGGCAAGGCUGAAGACUUCACCAUUUACAUAAAGAACUUCAUCCGUUUCCCCAAAUUCAACUUCUCCAAGACCAAUGUGCUGGACACCAAAGACAAGGCUUUCCUGAAGUCCUGUCACUUUGGCCCCGAGAACCCCUACUGCCCCAUCUUCCGACUGGGGUCUGUGGUCAGCUGGACAGGGAGCAACUUCCAGGAGAUAGCCCUGCAGGGUGGUGUGAUAGGAAUUCAGAUUGAAUGGGAUUGUGAUCUUGAUAAAGCUUCUUCUGAAUGCAACCCUCGCUAUUCUUUUAGCCGUCUGGACAACAAAUUUUCAGAAAACUCAAUCUCCUCUGGGUACAACUUCAGGUUUGCCAAAUAUUACCGAGAUGGAGCUGGAGUGGAGUUCCGCACCCUCAUGAAGGCCUAUGGGAUCCGCUUUGAUGUGAUGGUGAAUGGCAAGGCAGGGAAGUUCAACAUCAUCCCCACAAUCAUCAACAUUGGCUCUGGGGUGGCGCUCAUGGGUGCUGAAACACCCCCACCCCUCCGUGCUGCGGCUGGAGUGGCCCUCUGGUGGAGGAGAUGGGCGUGUGCACCAUGCACUCUGGUCCGAAGCCCCUGUGAACAGGGGGCUUUCUUCUGUGACUUGGUACUUAUCUACUUAAUCAAGAAGAGCCACUUUUACCGAGACAAGAAGUACGAGGAAGUGAGUGUCUGCAGAGCCUCACUACUCACUCAGAGGUGUGGCCUGUGGACCAGCAGCAUCAGCAUCACCUGGGAGCUUGUUGGAACGGCAGUCUCUGCCCCCUCCGUCGUCCUCCGAAAUCAGAACCUGUGUUUCAACAAGACUUCGGGUGAUUUGUACGAACGUUCACGUGUGAGAGCACUGGUUAAGGAGAUACGCAGCGCCUGGUUCUGAGGGAGGAGAAGGCCAGCUUUGGCAGCCGCUGUGGAUUUCAGGUCAGACUUACACACAUUCUACUUUGAGAGCAAGAGGAUUCCACCCCACCCCCACCCCCGGGAAGGUGACAUUAUGCUCAAUGCAUUUAAAGUAAAAUAUUUUGACUAGAUAACACUUAUAUGAUUCAAAAACCAAACAAAAGGUACAAAAGAAUAGACAGUGAAAAGCCUGCCUCCCACCCCUGUUCCCCAAGGCGACGUUACUGAUGCCAAGAGGCUCUACUGUUUUGCUGAGAAUCUGCUUGGUUGCUUGUGCCCUCGCUCAGCAAAUGAACUUUUCCUGAUGGCUGCAACGUCCCAUCAAGUCUCCUCUGUCAGGAAGGGACACGAUGGAAUACAGUGAAGUACCGGGCUAGCUCCCUUCUCCCUCUCCCACCGUCUGAGGAGUCCUCAUGUAAACCCAAGGAGAGAGAUCUAUAGCUCAUCACUAACUGUUGUCUGGUCUGCUCGGUAGCAAAGGCCUGUGGGGCUGCCUGUGGCUCAGCAAGCUCCAUGGUUGGUUUGCACAGCUCCCCGGAUGCUAAGGAGUGUCCUCUUUGGAAGUGCUCUUUCUGGGCCUCCCUCAGGCCACAAGGGUUUGGUUCUCCUCUGCACACAGAGGAGGCGGGAAGCAUCCUUCCACUGACCGGGGCCUUUGGAGAGGGACAGAGGGGCUUGCAAAAGGCUUUGCCACUGGAGCAGGGCAUGGUCCCCGAAACGGGAAGCUUGCUCCUUCUGGAGCAAGUGGCUCCUUCACUCUGGACUGGUAACCUGUCAACAACCCACCUGCUCUCUGAAUAGAAAGUGAAAAAUCUGGGUGAUCUACUAUGGUGUUUCACUUCCUCACUAAAGCAAACCCUAGGAUUUGAUAUACUUUUACAUUUGGGAGGAAGCAGAAAGGGCAGGGGUCAUGACUGCUUAGGAGUUGGUCUGGUUUCUUUUAGCCUGUUUUUGGAAUUGCUUUGCGGCAGCCAUAUAACCUGGGGGAAAUUGUACUAUUCGUUUUACACUGGAAUGAAAAUGUCUCCCUACAGUUUUCAUUCAGUUGGUAAAUAUUUAUUGAGUACCUGUUGUCAGGUGAUGGACUAAAUCUGGUAACAGUUGUGAGAAACACAGAAACUGUCCCUGCCCUAGUGCUUACAGUCUAGGAGGUGAGCCUUAAUCAGUGGUCACACAUAGAAUCACAGACUGAAUUUUCAGUGGAGUAGCCAGAGGUUUCCCCCAGGACGUGACAUAUAAGCCGAAAUCUGAAAGCAGUCUAGUUGAUGGGGGAAGCAUUCCAGGUAAGGGAACCACAUGUGUAAAAUAAAUGCUUUGACAUGAGGAGUAAUUGAGGAGCUGGAUGGAGAUAGUGUGACUGAAGCCGGUUUUAUGAGGCUUUCUUUCCAUCAACUCUCUUUAAUCUUAAGGGCUGCCCCAUUAAACUUCACUGCCACAGAGGACCUAACCUAAUGGUUUCAAGUCCAGCCAAGCUUUCCAGGUGGCCUCCCCUACAUGUCAUGGGUCUGUGCUCAGAAAAGCCAGUGACCCCAUUACAGCUUCUGGAUAGUGUUGCACACUGCCAGUUUCCUUGCUUUUGCACAGCUCCCCACUACCCCCUCUUUCUUUGCAUAAUCUUGGUGCAUGAAUGGGAGGUUCAUAAAUCUUACAGAAACUGGCUUUGAAAUGGCAAGUGAAGUGGGAACUCGAGCUCUGUUUGGGAGAGUCCCUUUCUCUCAGGACACCAGUUGCCUCACCAGGUAGAUGAGCACGCCAGCCUCUACAGAGCUCCUGUCCGUGCUGACAUUACAGGAUCACCUGAACCGUCGCCUAUGCUCACAUUCAGGCUGUGGCCUAAAGCUAUCUACCUAGUAGUUUCCUAAUGAUUAAUUCCAUGCCUUGGGAGUGCCAUGAUGCUGGCUAACGGGAUUUGAAAACUGGGUGCUACCAACGUGCCAUCAAGAGGACCUGCCAUGAAAGAGCGAAGCGCUCUCUACUCCUGAUGCAGGGGUCACCAGGACUGACCAGUCAUGGCUGCCUUUUUGCCACCAUCCCAUCAGCUCUUUCUCCGUGGCUUGCUGCCCUACUGGGGGACCAGUUGUAAAGGGGGAACAUGACUUCCUCCAGGUGUCUAAGCACCCCAGCUAUGGACGACAGUGCCCUGCAGAGUCCCUAAAUCACCCCACUUGGAAUGGCAUCUUGCAUGUCCGGAAAAGGACUCCACCUGGUUGCUACCCACUCCCCUCCACCCAGAUGACACAACUUUUCUCAGAGCAUACUCUCCAGUGGACCCAAGAGCACCGUCUCCAAAAGGCACACCUUUCUCCCAGCUCUUUGUUUCCCCUCAGGCCAGUGCACAGAAUUAAAGGAGGAAAGAUGGCAGCCAAUAUCUGAGACCUGCCCCAUAAAUGUAUUCUGAUAUUUUUAUUUGGUUAUAAAACAAUAAAAAGUUUUAACUGUAAA